Daphnia magna is the source of this 2110-nucleotide messenger RNA. RefSeq names its product cytochrome P450 306a1. Bases 235 to 1992 code for a protein of 585 amino acids. Gene Ontology annotation, biological process: xenobiotic metabolic process. Gene Ontology annotation, cellular component: intracellular membrane-bounded organelle; cytoplasm. Lineage: Eukaryota; Metazoa; Arthropoda; Branchiopoda; Diplostraca; Daphniidae. The record is from RefSeq and is a predicted model, not a curated record. The transcript is spliced from 9 exons. Gene Ontology annotation, molecular function: iron ion binding; oxidoreductase activity, acting on paired donors, with incorporation or reduction of molecular oxygen, reduced flavin or flavoprotein as one donor, and incorporation of one atom of oxygen; heme binding.
GAAAAGGAAAUGUCGUGUUUUGAUUUUUGACUUGGCUUCCACCACUAGUCCACUACGUCUGGCACUGGCUUUUUUUUUUCUGUUUCAAGGUCCUUUCCUUUAACGUUAGUUUGCCCAGUUACCCAGUUGUGUGGUGCCAUCAUCCCUUUCCAGCCUUCCUACUCGGGACGGUCUAAUUCAACUAGAAAUCAACGUGGCUGACAAAACGAACAACUUGCUCUCGCAAUUCGCCGUAUGGUGGUUGCAAGGUCGCCCUACCCAAACGUAGAGGACAUUCGUGACGUUUCAUUCUUAUUCUCUCCUUGCAAACUGAAACGGGAAAAGAACAGACACGUCGAUCGUUCAAGUGGCAAGAACAAGAAGAAAGAAGGAAGGAAGGAAGCCUGUUCUGACGACAUGUGGGUCUGGCUGUGCCUGUCGAGUCUUCUGCUUGGAUUGGUGGCGUUGCUAUGGUUACGCGACGCCGCCAAACAACAACACUUGCCACCAGGACCGGUGGGCUUGCCUUUUCUCGGCUAUUUGCCGUGGAUCGACAGCGUGGCACCUUACGAAACAUUUGCCCGUUUGAGCCACCGUUACGGCCGCAUUUAUUCUCUCCGAUUGGGCAACAUGUUGGCCAUUUUCGUCACCGAUCCGCAGCUAGUCCGCCAGGCUUUCAGUAGACCCGUUUUCAGCGGACGAGCACCGCUCUACUUAACCCACGGCAUCAUGAAAGGCCACGGUUUGAUUUGCGCUGAAGGCGACUCGUGGCGAGAGCAUCGACGUUUCGUUAUCAACGUUAUGAAACAACUGGGCAUGGCCGGACGUCAAGGCGCCUCACUGAUGGAGUCACGUGUCAUGGACCGUGUCCUGGAAUUUGUGGACGGAUUGAAGAGCAAAGUGUCAUCGACCAGCGGCGUCGACUUGGUGCCCGGCUUGCGUCACUGCAUAGGCAACAUCAUCAACGGCGUCGUUUUCGGCCGGACGUACGCGGCCGACGAUCCGACCUGGAUUUGGCUGCAGCACCUGCUCGAUGAGGGCGUCAAACAGGUGGCCGUCGCCGGGCCCAUCAAUUUCCUGGCCGUCCUCAGGUUCUUGCCCAGAUAUCGCAACAUCAUGUCGUUCAUCAUUGACGGCCAAGUGGCAACUCAUCGCCAUUACCAAGAGAUUAUCGACGAUCACGAGCGCCAGCUCAAUCAGCUCGCCGACAAUCAAGAAUCGAGUCAUGGAUAUACGGACGUGAUCGAGGCUUACCUCAUUGAAAUGUCUCGUCGACGUCGUGCCAAUGAAGCGGCUGGAACGUUCACCAUCACUCAACUGUAUCACGUGCUGGCCGACAUGUUCGGUGCUGGAACAGACACGGCAUUGACGACAAUCAAAUGGAUCAUCCUCUACGUCAUUCUCUACCCGGACGUGCAAACUCAAAUUCACGAGGAAAUCGAUCGCGUCGUUGGCGAGGAUGGCAAACGAGCCGGGACUCUUUGCUAUGCCACCGAUGCCCAGCGGAUGCCCUGGACGGAGGCCGUCAUUUGCGAAGUGCAGCGCAUCAAGACCAUCUUGCCUCUGGGAGUGCCUCAUGGAACACUGGACGAUUGUGAAUUGGCCGGCUAUCGUAUUCCUAAAGGGGCCAUGGUCGUGCCCGUCUGGUGGGCCAUGAAUCUCGAUCCGACCUUGUGGAGCGAUCCGUUGCAAUUCCGGCCGGAGCGUUUCCUAGUGCGCGCAUCGCACGGUGAAUGGACGCUGAUCAAACCGGACCAUUUUCUACCGUUCCAGUCCGGAAGGCGGAUGUGUAUUGGCGAUGAGUUGGGCAAGACGAUCAUCUUCCUGUUCACCGUGACGCUGCUCCAGCGCUUCCGGCUGACGUUCCCUCCCCAAUUUGAAGAUUAUCAGCCCGUUGUCGCACCGGAUGGCAAACGGACGGAUGAAAUGCCUCGUCCCGACUACGGGUUCACGCUCGUACCUCACCCAUAUCCAGUGGCUCUCCAUCCGCGCUCUCCACCAACAACUGGAUGAGUUCUCCAAUUCCAUUUUCUUUUUUUUUUGUGUGUGGCAGGGGGUUGGCCUUCUUUUGUUUUGAUUUGUCUGUUUGUUUGUUUUGAUGUUAAAUGAAAUAAAUUGAAGGGCACACGCA